AUGCAGCCGCCGAGCAGCGCGCGGGGGAGCUACCGGGCCGUGCCGUCGCGGGCGGGGACGCCGCCGGCGUCGGCGGUGGCCGUGGUGCCGGCGUCCAGGCAGAGGCCGAGCGCGGCGCCGGGCGCCUUCCACUGGCCUUCGGCGGCCGCGCCGGGCGCGCCCUGGCUGCCGGCCUGCGACGGCCUGCCGCUGCUGGAGGAGGGCCCGCUGCACGGCGCUGCCCCGCUGGUCAGCCCCAUGGCCUCGCCGCUGUCGGUGAUGAGCGCGGCCUCGCCGCAGAUGACCGCCUGGGACUACAACCCGGAGUCGACCUACAACGUGCAGGCAUUCUACGCGGCGGAUGCGACGCUUGGCCAGUGGCGCAGGACAGUCACGCAGUUCAAGAAGGAGCUCACAAAGCAGCCGAAGUAUGAUCCAUCUGCGGCGUCCCCGCAGUCGAUCAGCAUACAGCCCGAGGUCAACGGCGAUUCGGACCCGGCGAGCUCAGAAGACGAGAGGUCCUCUGUGACUGCCUCCCAGGUGUCGUUCAUCACAGCCUCUUGGAGCCUUGGAAUGCGGAGGUGGAAUCCUCAGUUAUACCAUUGGGUCGCCUCUCGCGUUGGCACAAGAACGAAGGCCUGCCGGCGGAUUUCCUCGUUCAUCCUUUUCGAGGCCUUGAAGUUCCUGCUGUCCGAGCGCGCUUACGUCGAGGGCGUCAGCACGUUCUCGAUACUGGUCGUCACCAAUUUCGUGUCCCUUGUAGUCUCCAGCGUGCUGUCCUUCCUCCUCGAGGGGACCGACGUGGUGAAGCACGUUCUUGUGUGCAGCGCCCACUGGAGGUUCCUGGCGGUGGCCGUGCUCUUCACCGCCGCGAGCGCGCUGCUCCUCAGCGCCUACCGCAUCGGCACCCCGGCGGCGGAGGUAGUCACCGUCGGAUACAUAUACCUUCCCGUCUCCGUGGUGCUCAGCUACUACAUCUUCCGGCGGCGGUAUGGCAGGCUCGAGUGGCUCUCGGUGGGCAUGAUGACGCUGGCCAUCCUCACCUUCGUGCUGCUGCGCGAGGAGUCCAAGAACCCACUGGGCCGGUUUCGCCGCCGCGGGUUCUGUUUGGUGGUCGGGGCUGUGUUUAUCUCCGUUCUCGGUUCCAUAUUGGCGGAGAAGAUCUUCAAGCAGAGGUCCAUCGCGCGCGGCAGCUCUCAGCAGCCGCACCAGGACAGGUUUUACCUGAUGAAGCUGCACCUGGACUACUCGUCGCUGGUCGUCUCGUGCGCUCUGUGGUUCACGCCAGCCCCUGUUGCGAACUUGUUUGGGGAUUUCUUCGAGCAGUGGUCCAACUCCCCCGAGUGGUUUGGCACGUGGGGCCGGUACCAAUUUCUCAUGGUAGUCGUGUCGGUUGGACAAGGCUGGGCAGCAGGUUUGGUCACGAAGGAAUUCUCCACGGCUGUGAAGGCCGUCUUGCAGACUCUGAGCGUCAUCACCGUGAUGCUGCUGAGCGACCCGCUCAUGGGCAACCGCUUUCACUUCAUCCGGAGAGAGUCCCCCUCCAUCAUGCUUUUCGUUAUCAUCGUGAUGUCGGCGCUGAUCUUCCAGACGGGGAGGAUCAACCUCAGGGUCAUCCGCAAGGCCAUGAGCCUGGGCGUCGACCGCCUGGCCGCGCCGGAGGACGACUCCGAGCCCCGCCCCCGGCUGGACGCAAGGGAAAGCACGCCGGACGGCGGGAGUGCCGCCGCGCCGCCCGGCGACAAGCCGGGUGGCGACUCGUCCGCGGAGGACGCGGGCCGAGGCGCGGAGGCCGAGUCCUCGCCGCGGGACUCGGCGGCGGAGGAGCACGGCGGCGCGGGGGCGAGUUGGAGCAGCCUGCUCGCGACCUAUGCGCUGAUCGUCGUCUACAUCCGCAUCGUCGCCGACGCCGGCCGGACGAUAGUCAUCCAGAAGUCCCUGAGCACCACCGUCAUCAACUCGACCUCCAUGACCCUCGCGAUCUGCCUCUGCGGUCUGGUCGUGGCGAGCAGCCUCACGCUCGUCACCAACGGCUGCGAGGGCCUGAGGCGGGCCUGGGACCCCAGGGGCAUCUGGCACUGCCUCCCGGCGGCCUUCCUCUUCGCGCUCUCGACGACCUUCGGGAACAUGGCCUUCGCCCUCGGCGUAUCGCCCUCCCUGUACGUGGUGCUGGGCAAGUUCUACACGCCCGUGGCGGCGGUCGGGGCGCGCUGGGUCAUGGGGAAGUUCUACAUGUGGCUCGAGUGGUUCGCCCUGCUCAUCCUCACGCUGGCGUCGUGCUGCUUCGGCUAUCUGAAGGAGUUCGACGUCACGACCGGGGACCCGAACCCGGGCUCCGUGCCGGCCAUGGUGCUGGUCCUCUGCUCCGCGGGCACUUCCGCGCUGGCUUCCCUGGUGACGGAGAAGAUCCUGAAGGUUGACAACGCGCCGUUCCACCUGAAGAAGGUGCGACUGGACGCGGGCAGUGCGCUCUCGAGUGCGCUCCUGAUACCCAUCAUCGGGAUGAUGGCCAGCCGGCCGCAAGACAUCCCCUGGGUCCAGCGGCCGCUGGACUACCAGCGGUGCCCCGCCAGCUCGACGUGCUGGCAGCUGCACGGCGAGGACGGCCUCGGGACGUGCGCGAACGCCGGGUGCCAGUGCGACUGCACCGAGGGGGUCUUCGCGGGCUGGGACAGCAGUCUGCUGCUGCUCGCCCUGGCCGUGAACACCGCCCAGGGCUGGCUGGUCGGCCGGGUCACCCAGCGCUUCUCGACGGUGCACCGGGCCAUCGCCGAUUCCUUCAGCCUGCUGGGGCUCUCGCGGACUUCGUGGCCGACCCCCUCUUCAACGGCGCGAGCCUCGGCAGCGUGAGCCUCAACCUGGUGGCGUUCAUCCCGGGCGCACCGCCACCUUCGCGGUCGCCACCUCCGAGAUGCAGAGGGUGAUGAGCGCCCAGUCCAAGCUCGAGGGGCGGCGCCGCGGCCGGCCCGCGGGCCGGGCGCCGAGGUGCGAGCUGCCGCCCAGGAGCUGCAGGGUUGGCUCUGGCCUCAGCGAGAGCGACUCGGAGUCGCUCGUGAGCGAGGCCAGCACCGGUACUUCGAUAACGUCCAUCUCGCUGGCGUCGGCGAAAUCUCUGCGGGGACACUGCUGGUGAGCGGCGCUGGCGAGGGCAUUUGGCAGGGACGUCGGGCGAUGCCGCAACCGGCCGCCUGCCUCUCCCAUUCCAGCGGUGCGCCGAGGGGAAGGAGGAGGAGGAGGAGGGCCUGCGAGAGGCAGGGCGCCCUAGAGGGCCACCGGCCUCGCCGCCCCACCUCCCCGCCCACUUUGGUGGCGCGCCGCCAACAGCUCACCUUGUAGCUGCUUUUCUUCCCUGCUCUGCUCAAUUAGGGAAUUCGUGCUGAUCCGUGCAUAAUCAAUCCCGGACCCCGCCUUGCGACACGGGUGCGCGCACGAAGCCGCCGCGACCACCUCGCCCCCCCCCGACCUCUCUGGCACUCGGCCCGCGCGCGGCGCCUCGUGGGCCGGCCGGUGAGACCCCUCGGCCUGCGGGCAUUACUCUGCGCGGAGGCAGACCCUUCGCGGCCCCGCGUGCGGAAUUCAGGCCCACGGGACGGGCGCAGGCGCGGGCCCGCCACACCGCAAGGACUGGCGAAGCGUCCUGGCUCGCCUGCAGGAAUGCCGGGACGGUCGGUCCCUGCUCAAACACCGGUGGCCACACCGGUGGCGCCGUCCACGCAUCGUGCAGCCUGCAGAGAGCGUCGGCUCGUCGUCGCGGCCGCCCGCGCGAGACCGGAGCGGGCAAGGCCUGCUGUGCGUGAGGUGCGGCAGUUGCUGAAAGACGCCCUGCGCAGAGCGGGGGCUGGGCGUUGUUGAGAAGAGGAAGGGGGCUCUCGGACGUUUUCGAGACCCGAG
Messenger RNA from Prorocentrum cordatum, 3870 nucleotides. The record is from the annotation of a GenBank genome assembly. NCBI's taxonomy places the organism in Eukaryota, Dinophyceae, Prorocentrales, Prorocentraceae.